AUGGGAAAGAGUGCCGAGCAUCUGGCUCUCGGCCAAUUCUUCGCCAUGACAUUCAUUCCGCUUAUGGGCAUAUUCGGAAGUGUGCACCUGUUUGCUAUGCUAGAUGGAAGAUAUGUAUCUCUAGCUGUCCGUGGGAUCAUAGCGGGGUAUGCUAUGCUUGUGGCUACGUACGGAACGGUGAUGCACACCUUCUUCACAG
Messenger RNA from Sphaeroforma arctica JP610, 199 nucleotides. RefSeq lists its product as hypothetical. The annotation marks the transcript as partial. Lineage: Eukaryota; Ichthyosporea; Ichthyophonida. The transcript has a single exon. The record is from RefSeq and is a predicted model, not a curated record.